CUGAUGCUUUAAUCCUGGGUCACAGAAAGUUUAAGACUGCUUUACUGUGGUGACUUUUUUCUUUUUGCCACAAGUUUUCCACUCUGAAAGGAUGUUAGGGGUUUUGCUGCUUGCGUUCUCCUUGGUUACCAUUGUUCAUUCUGAGCUCUGCAGACCAGAUGCACAGAAUGCUUUCAAAGUACGGCUUAGUAUCAAAACAGCUUUGGGAGAUAAUGCAUAUGCCUGGGAUGCAAGUGAAGAAUAUCUGUUCAAGGCAAUGGUGGCUUUUGCAAUGAGAAGAUAUUCCAACAAAGAAACAACUCAAAUUUCCAAUGUGCUGCUUUGCAAUAUGACAGAGAGGGUGUCAUUUUGGUUUGUGGUCACAGACUCUGCCAGAAACGUGACAACUGUUCCUGGAAGUGAAGUAGAGGCAGCCAUAAGGAUGAACAGAAACAGAAUCAACAGUGCUUUCCUACUGACAGACAACACACUGCAGUUCUUGAAAAUUUCCUCCACUUUAUCACCACCCAUUGAACCCACUGUGCCUGUCUGGCUUAUUGUGUUCGGUGUUGUUCUUUGCCUCGUUGUGGCUGCAAUUCUUUUCCUUGUUGUUUCAGGAAUCCGGAAACGCAAAAAAAAAAUAACAAUGAGUCUGCAGAGACAGGAGAUUUAGAAGACAAAUGUGACACACCAGUGACAACAGAAAAUGGGAUUCCCUGCGAUAUACUAGAUUUAAAAGCAGGCCAGAUUAAUGGAGUCUACGCAGCAGAUGAUGAACGGUUCACACCACUAUGAAAUGUCAGUUUCUUUUUGGCUUCUUUGAGAGAGACUGCACUAACUUUAUGUAGUCAUGACUGAUGAAUGUCAAACAUUAAGGCAAGAAAAAUAUGACUUGUCAGCAGGGCCUGCUCUAGCGUUUUUGCCGCCCCAAGCACCAAAAAAAAAAAAAAAAAAAUACCGCGAUUGCGAUCGGCAGCAGCUCUACCGCCACUUCAUUCUAUGGCGGCCUUUCAGCGGCAGGUCCUUCGUUGCGAGAGGGAGUGACAGCCCCGCCACCAAAUUGCCGCCGAAUGGCCAGACUUGCCACCCCCCUCUUCAUUGGCCGCCCCCGGCACCUGCUUGUCAUAACCUUGUCAGUUAUUUUCCCUUGAGAGACACUUUCCUUGAUAAAACACAAACACACAAAUCUGUAUUACAAAGCUAAAACAAAGGAAAACACUCAGUUGUUCAUUAAACAUUUUCAAGAAGUG
Messenger RNA from Chrysemys picta bellii (western painted turtle), 1229 nucleotides. The record is from RefSeq and is a predicted model, not a curated record. NCBI's taxonomy places the organism in Eukaryota, Metazoa, Chordata, Testudines, Emydidae.